GUUAUGUCCCGUCCUCUUUGAUUUUUCGAUUUGGAUAAGCUACCGAAGCUAACAGUUAUGUUUUGACAGCUCAGCCCCUCAGUCUGUACUGUUAGGCUAGUCGGCUAACGUUGGCUAACACCAUCUAUUUAACAGUAACACAAUCAGCAUAUGCUAGGGGAGGCAGCUUUCUGGCUAAUGCUGCUUCACCAGCUAAUGGUCAUUUUUAGUGUUUUUACUGAACUAACGUCAAAGCAACAGCUUAUCCGUGACAGUUAUGAUAACGUUACAUUCAUGUUAAUGUAAUGUAAGAUUGUAAAUGCCUAUAAAGUUAGCCAAGGUUUUAGGACAAUAUAGCUAAAUCAGCACAAUUAAGUUCCCUCGGCACACGGAAGGCAACCAGAGAUGACAUUUCACAAGACAGACUUAAUGUUUAACAGCAUAGCCAUUUCUCAGUAGCAUGGAUAAAGCCAUCUUAUUACCGGCUAGCACGAAUGGCUAACGUUAUGUGCUACAUUCAUGCUAAAGUUUUACCUGCAUUGUCAGUCAAUUUGGGACUGAAAGCAGUGAUUACAGUCCUGUUUUGAAUAACGUUAUUGCAGAUGGAACUGUUCCUUUGUUUACAUUUGGAUCACAGGUUGUCCCUGUAAGGUCUUUCAAACGUGCAUCGCUUGCUGCAGUCUACAGCUGUGUAGCUGCUUAAUUUGAAGUGGGAAUAACUGGUAAACUUUAACUUAACACAUUUAAAUGAAGUGAUGCUAAAACCCUGUAUAGCAGAGGUGUCAGACCCCAGACCUUGAGGUUCCUGGCAUCCUGCAGGUUUUUGUUCCUGCCAGUCCUGACUGUCCUGACAGUUAAUAAGCCACUCUUGAUUUGAGUGUUACAGACACCAGGUAUGGAGUAAUUGUCAGGUUGCAACAAAACCUGCGGGAUAUCAGCCUUUGAGGACUUGAAGAAGUACCCAGGCUAGAGCUUUUUGAUGAUUUGGGUUGUUAGCGUGCAUUUUUACUUUUCCUAGUUAAACCUGAUAAUAAACAUGAUCUCAUGUUCUGCUAAGCAUAAAUUGCCGCCUACAAGUUAAUAUCAUGAGGACUAGUCAUUAAUAGAAGUGGGUAUUUUUCCAUCAUGCACAAACAGUGGUACUAGGCUACCUUUUUAUCAUUUGGCAACCAUUUAUUACAUUAAUGCUAGGUGUUUGCUAAGUAAGACAGCAGUUUACCUAUGGCAGGAAGUCACGUUCCUGUCAAAAAGCUACACCUCCCAUUAAUAAGCUUUACCUUAACUCUCCAUGCCAUGAGCUUAACUCUGAAAAUUUUCCUGUAGGAGCUCAGCGUAGGUCAUGCAUGCAGCCAGGCCUCUAGCCUGCUCUUUGUACACCCCCAGCCCCUGAGCCAGUGUGCUUCUAGUAGGUGGAGGCUCUUCCUCCCUCUAACCUCUGUUUCUCCCCACUGCCCCCAUCAGCCCCAGCGUUCCCUAUGUUAACCCUCUUGAGCAUGUUUUACUAUAUCUGUCUGCGGCGACGCUCCAGGAGUGGGACUCGAGGCGAGGCUCUGACCAGUCGGCGGGCUGUGGAGUCUGGCCAGCGGGCAGUGUUGCCGGUCAGUGCGGAGGUGGAGCAGUAUGCCAAGGAGGUUCUGGACUUCAGCUCCCACUAUGGCAGUGAGAAUAGCAUGUCCUACACCAUGUGGAACCUGGCUGGGGUACCCAACGUCUACCCCAGCUCAGGGGACUUCACCCAGACGGCUGUAUUCAGAGCAUAUGGGACGUGGUGGGAACAAUGUGCCAGUGCACCACAACCUUUCCGCCGCACCCCUAAAGGCUUCUACAGCCAGGAUUAUAUUGAGCUUGGCUUCGAGGAGCCUGUCUACCCCACAGCCGUGGAUGUGCUUGAGACUUAUUACCCUGGAGCCAUCGUCCAGAUUCUGGCCUGCUCUCACAACCCCUUCUCCCAGAACCCACCAACUGAUGUCAGGUGGGAGGUGCUGUGGUCAGGGGAGCCCACCAAGGUGCUGACACCCCAGGCACGCCAGUUUUCCCCUAACAUCAAGCAUAUCAACUUCCCCACCAACCUGCUGCGUCUGGAGGUCAACAGCUCUCUGCUGGACUACUACACCGAGCUGGACGCUGUUAUCCUGCGUGGGGUAAAAGAGAGGCCCAUGCUGGCCCUCUAUAAGAUGCCUGUCAUCGACAUUAGUGACCUGAGUGACAGCGAGGAGGAGCUGUCUGAUGUGGGAGGUCCAUUCAGACAAGGAGCAGACGGCAAGCACCAGAGGACAGGCAAUGGCUACUUUGACAAACUGCCCUAUGAGCUCAUCCAGCUGAUACUGAGCCACCUGACCCUGCCAGACCUCAGCCGUCUGGCCCAGAGCUGUAAGCUGCUGCACCAGCACUGCUGCGACCCGCUGCAGUACACCCAGCUGAGUCUGCAGCCCUACUGGGGCCGGCUGAGUGACGCCUCCCUGGGACACCUGCAGAGCCGCUGCACCCUCCUCCAGAGGCUCAACCUGUCCUGGACCGGCAACCGCGGAGCUCUCACCCUGACUGGCUUCAGCAGCUUCAUGAAGGCCUGUGGUCUCAGCCUGGUCUGCCUGGAGCUGUCAUGCUGCCACUUCCUGAAUGAGGCUUGUCUGGAGGUCAUCUCUCAGACUUGUUCUGGGCUGCAGGAGCUCAACCUGUCCUCCUGUGACCGCCUCCACCCGCAGGCCUUCGCACACAUCUCCAAACUAACACGCCUCCGCAGGCUGGUGCUCUACCGGACCAAGAUAGAGCAAACAGCUAUUCUGAGCAUCCUGACUUUCUGCAUAGAGCUGAGACACCUCAACCUGGGGAGCUGUGUGAGGAUUGAGGACUAUGAUGUUGUGGCCAGCAUGCUGGCUGCUCGCUGUCGCUCACUCUGCUCACUGGACCUGUGGCGCUGCAGAAACCUGACUGAUCGAGGCCUGGCCGAGCUUGUUUCUGGCUGCAGGAUGCUUGAGGAGUUGGACCUGGGCUGGUGUCCCACACUGCAGAGCAGUACCGGAUGUUUCCAGCACCUCGCCCGCAACCUGCCCCGCUUGCGCAAACUCUUCCUCACCGCCAACCGCACCGUCUGCGACUCAGACGUCGAGGAGCUGGCCACCGGCUGCCCCUCACUGCAGCACCUCGACAUACUGGGUACACGGUUGGUGAGUGGUGCCUCGCUGAAGAAACUCCUCCAGUCUUGUCCAAAACUUCUCCUCCUGGACGUCUCCUUCUGCUCGCAGAUAGACACGCGGGUCGUCCAAGAGCUCUCGGGCCUCUUCCCCAAUGUGGCCAUCAAGAAGAGCUUCACUCAGUGACCCCAGGGCCGUCUCAUUUUCCACAGUCCAGAGGAAGUAAGAGGAGGGAAGUGCUUUCCAGCAGACACUGCCCCAAAGUAAAUAAGAGGCAGGUCAGAUGCUGUCUGUAUCACAGACAGGAUAUUCUGUUAGCGGUUAGUAAAUAAAGCAGUUGUACUGGGUGGAUUAAACGACUACAGACUCCUAGUCACAGGAUUAUAGAACGUGAGACUUUUUUGUUGUUUUUUGUUUGGACACUUGAAAUCAGGGUCGUUGCAGUAAAGCUGCUACAUCUUCCCAGAAUAUGAAUCACCACUUGUGUAUUGCCAAGCAACACAAGACGAGGAAAUAUGCCUUGGUACUGGAUGCAAAACACAAAACAAAGCAACGUUUGUGAGCAAUCCUCCCUUGAACAUCUUGUUAAGACAACGAAAAGGGACAAAAAAAAGUGUGAAACAUACCCUUAUUGGAAACUGUGAGAAUAACUACAGUAAGAUUUGAUAGUCACAUACUCAUGUUAGCUGGUAACAUAAUUAAAGAUCAGGGCGUUGGUCAGUGCCUUGUCAGAAUGUGCAGAAAUCAUGGGCUGUUUUAAUGUAUGAGGGUCAUUCUGAAGGCAUCUGUCAACAUCAAGCCAGUUUGAUUUAAUUCUAAGAAAAUAUACUUGAUACUACUGUGUUUGAAGGUGUUAGGAGCUUUAAAGGUGAAAAGAAAGGAGUGAAUGCAGCCUUAUUUCAUACAGUGUCAAGUCAAACCUUAAUGCAAGUAUCACAAGCUAAUUUGUGUUGCUGCAUACCGAGUGCAGAAUCAUACACUAGGAUCUCAUGUAGAAGAGAAACACACCAUCAACUGUCCUUGCACCUGAGGUUCACUGACAUGUUUUCAUCAAAAAAAUGUGAGAACUUGUGAAAAAGCAGACUAGAACAACAUUUAUUUUAAUUUACACAUGCGCUAUAAAUGCAGAAGAAAGACAGAAUGACUCAUUUGAAAUAAACAGAGAAGUAACACAGUUCAACAGUCCAAAACAAUUUAAAAUUAUGUAAAACCAAGAAAAGCAGCAAAUCCUCACAUUGGAGAAGCUGAAACCAGGGACCAGGGGGGAAAAAAUGACUGAAACAAUUAGUAAACUAUCCAAAGUUUACAAUUAAUUUUCAUAAUAAUUUAAAAUGUUUCGAUAGCAUAAUAUGGAGAAGUCUCCAGCCAAGAUAACUGUGCUCCUGUUAAUGUUUCACCACAUUCACCCUACAGAUGGAUAUGAUAGUGAUAUAUUCAUUCGAAAAGAGCUUUAAAUGAGAUCGUGGCAUGGUAGGUGCCUUCGUUAAAACCUACGUUAAACUGAGACUUUUGUUGGAUUAGAUCUGUAGAGGAAAAACACCAGAUCUAACGUGCCUGAUCCCGGUCUAUUUCUGUUUGAAUCUGCCCUCUAAAUUCAACAGGGUGUUUUUGUAGUUUUUUUUGUUAUGUAAGAGACUUUUCAACACUUCAAAAAUCAAAAAUUCAUGUCAUGUUUUGAAGUCAGCCAGACCAGUGUAAUGGUAAUUAGAUUAGAGGUCAUACAGGUCAUUCUUUUCGUUAGUAAUUGUUUUGACAAUUUGAUUUUAAGGAAAUGACUUUUGUCCCCAAAGCUAAAUGUUUAAAAAACAUUUAAAAGUUUGAAAGUCACCGGUUCCACAAUGCUUUCCUGAUGUUGUAUGCUUUUCCUGUUGUCAUUCACACUGAGCUCUCUGUCACUGCUGUUUGACUACAGCCACCUACUUAUGUACUUACCUAUGUAAAAUGAUGGGAAGGAGUACUGUGGAUUAAGUUGAGGGUAGUAUGUUAAAAUGACACAGUGUAAAUACUCUGUGACCUCAGUAUUUGUCCUGAAACUCAGGGGUUUUAAUAUUUCAUCUAUUUUUUUUUUGUUUUUACACAUAUUUUGCUCCAGAAACCAGCACAGCAGACAUCUUUACAGACAGUAACACCAGACUGAGUCAGCUUUGAGGUGACCUGCCUUCAGUGUUGCUCUUAAACAACAAACACACAUGACAGAUAAUCCAUCAGCACUGAAGUAACUGAGACAGAGAAAAAAAUAGAGUGUAUUGGGUGUGGAAUGUUGCAGUAAUUGUACGAUUGUGAAAAAUAUACUUGUGUUUGUAAUUAUUUUCUGCCAAUGUGGCAGAAGUGCUUGAAAAGCAUUUCUUUUUUGAAAAAACUUGAAGUUUUCUUUAAAGCACAUGCUACUGGUCAAUAUUUGUGCCUUAUACUCCUGUUUGAAUGUGGUGUGAUGUCCAUGUGGUAUAGAUUGUAGUGAUGUGCUUUGCUUUUAUGCCAUUCAACCAAAGUAAUACGCAGUCACCUGGUCUUUAAUCCCACAACUAUAUUUGACCAGUUUAUAUGCCAUAUACUGUAUAUCAGCCUUGGUAAUUAAUAUGCAAAAUAAUAUUUAUUUAUACUUCCCUAUGUGAUAAAAAUGUUAUUUAACUAAUUAUCCUUUAUAUAUAAACAGUAUUAUACAUUUUGGGCAAUACAGUGUUUUGUUUUCUUACCCAGAGUCAAAUGAGAGGCAUGGUAAUUAAUUCAUUGCAUUCGGUACGUGUCUAACCUAGCUUAGCACAAAGAGUGGAAGUAUGUCUUUAGCCUAGCUUAGCACAAAGAAAAGAAGCAGGGAGAAAUUGUUAGCUAGCUCUGUCAACAGUAGAAAAAAUAUAUUUCCCAGCAAGUCCAAAGCUGUGUUAUUUACAUGUUGUAUCUUGUUUGUUGAACACAUGUUGGAAUAAAAUGUAAAAGCAAGAUAUUGUAGUUUUUAAAGGCAGUUACUUGAAAAAAACACCACCUGCGGCAGUGACUGCAUGUAACAUCGCAGAAGUCCUUUCUUGUACUGGGGUUACCAGGAAGAAUGUGCACAGAACUCUGCUUGGAACAACACUAUGUUAGUGACUAGCUUGCUAUUGUAACUAGAAAGAUUCGCUGUGUAAAUAAGUGAGUUUUUAAGCUGUUGGAAGCAUAUUUGUUUUCACUUUUGACGGUGCAGUGCAAGCUAGUGCUGUAGCUACCAAUGAGGACACUGAAUCAUGUGUUCAGUAUUUUUUCUGCGAAUUUUGGGAUUUUAAAAACUGAGAAUGAUUAUAUGUUCUAGUCAAAUUACACAUAGUGGGAUUUUAAAUUCUGAUUAUGAUAUUAUUUAGAGUUAAUAUCAUUGGGCUGAAAAAUAUAUAUUUUUUAAGUUAAAUCAAUAUUGAGGAAUUUAGUGUUUCUUGCCAUAAUUAAGGUUUUAGAUCACAGAACGAUAACAUUUACAGAAAAUAUAGCUAUUAAAUUAAGAAAUACUGUAUGACGUGAGUUUUUUGGUGGGGUAGGGCAUUUGGGGAAUUUGAACUCAUGAAUCUGUAUUCCUAAAAUACUGGCUAGCUACGGUCUUGAUGCUAGCAGUUUCCCUGCUUCCAGUCUUUGUGCUAAGCUAGGCUAAACACACUCGAUCAUUGUACUGGAAUGCCCAGAAUUCAAAUAAAUAACAACCCUCUAAUCUAAUUAUGGGUUUGAUGGGAAAAACCCAAAAUGCUGGAUUGUCCCAUUAAAAUUGCCUUUAUGUUGAAGUUGACAUAUUUUCAGUUUGUUUUCAGUCUGAGUUGUGUUUUAAACCGAGUGGUAACAGCAUGACACACCAGCCCUCCCAUUCAGAUGGUGCAAAUGUUACUUCAGUGAGUGGAAAUCAGGUAGUUGAAGCUGAAAGCAGUCUUAUUCUAGCUGGUUGACCCGAAGCCAAGAAGUGCAUACAUCACAUUUGCCUGGCCCACCCAAAACCAGGCAGUAAUUUCAAGUAUAUUUUGAGAUUAUUACUUCUACAAUGAAAACACUGACAAUGUAUAGCGUGUACAGCAACUAUCAGCAACAGCAUUUAUUUGUUAAGAUGGACUAUUUAUGAACACCAUUCUCAGAUGGUCGUUGUUUUACCAAUGAAGCAGUUUGGUUCAACACCUUUCAAUAUUUGUGUUGUUUUAGCUCCCUACCUUGAGUGACUGGGAUGGCCCUGCUUUUCUGUAAUGGUAAUGCAUUCUCUCUUCUCCCACUCUGGAUGCGUGAUCAACCUUUGUGCCAUUGGUAGGACAUGCAGUGAUGCUCCCUGUGCUGCAGUGUGAAAGCCACUGCCGUGUGAAAAGAUUGUACCUCCGUCAUGAUGAAACUAGGUGCUUCACUUUCACCAGAUUUUAAAUAAAGUGGAGGCUGACGACA
This is a messenger RNA of Siniperca chuatsi (mandarin fish), 7487 nucleotides long. RefSeq names its product F-box and leucine-rich repeat protein 4 (gene fbxl4). The record is from RefSeq and is a predicted model, not a curated record. Gene Ontology annotation, molecular function: protein binding. Lineage: Eukaryota; Metazoa; Chordata; Actinopteri; Centrarchiformes; Sinipercidae. Gene Ontology annotation, biological process: SCF-dependent proteasomal ubiquitin-dependent protein catabolic process. The coding region runs from base 1455 to 3296 and encodes 613 amino acids. Gene Ontology annotation, cellular component: SCF ubiquitin ligase complex. The transcript is spliced from 9 exons.